Molecule: messenger RNA, 684 nt
Organism: Mucor velutinosus
Lineage: Eukaryota; Fungi; Mucoromycota; Mucoromycetes; Mucorales; Mucoraceae
Gene: GEA2
Product: GDP/GTP exchange factor for ARF
Exons: 8
Coding region: 1-684 (227 amino acids)
Biological process (GO): UTP biosynthetic process; GTP biosynthetic process; CTP biosynthetic process
Molecular function (GO): nucleoside diphosphate kinase activity
Source: RefSeq, a predicted model, not a curated record
AUGUUCGCUCGUACCGCUGCCCGUUUCGCUGUCAGACCUGCUACUGCUUCCAUCAAGGCUCGCACUUUCGCCACUGCUAGCCGUGCCACUGCCUCUGCUGCUUCUCGCCACAUGGCCAUGGCUACUGCUGGCGUUGUUACUGCCAGUGCUCUCUCCUAUGCUUAUCUUCAAAAGCCUGUUGCUGCUGAUUCUAAGCCUAUUGCUGGUGUCAAGGGUACCUUCAGCGAGCGUACUUUCAUUGCUAUCAAGCCUGAUGGUGUCCAACGCGGAUUGGUCGGUAAGAUUAUCCAAAGAUUCGAAGAACGUGGUUACAAGCUCGUUGGUUUGAAGGCUAUUGCUCCUUCCAAGGAAAUGGCUGAAAAGCAUUAUGAUGAUCUCAAGGAGCGUCCUUUCUUUGCCGGUCUCGUCAAGUACAUCAGCAGCGGUACUCCCGUUGUCGCCAUGGUCUGGGAAGGUAAGGAUGUCAUCAAGCAAGGUCGCCGCAUGCUCGGUGCUACUGAUCCUCUCGCUUCUGAACCUGGUACUAUCCGUGGUGACUACUGUAUCUCUGUUGGUAGAAACAUCAUUCACGGUUCCGACUCUUUCGAGGCUGCUGAGAAGGAGAUUGGUUUGUGGUUUGGUAAGGCUGGUGAGCUCAUUGACUGGACUCCUUCCAACGUCGAGUGGGUUCAAGCCGACAACUAA